Molecule: messenger RNA, 918 nt
Organism: Miscanthus lutarioriparius
Lineage: Eukaryota; Viridiplantae; Streptophyta; Magnoliopsida; Poales; Poaceae
Source: the annotation of a GenBank genome assembly
AUGGCGGCGGGAGCGCCUCCACCUCCACCGCCGAGGAGGAAAAGAGGCUCCAGAGGAGGCGGGAGCGCGGCGGAGGCAGCUCAUCAGGCGACGGGGAGCGGCUCGAGCACGGCGGUGUGGCUGUGGGAGACGGAGGGAAGGGAAAGGAGAGCCCACGAGAGACAGAGAGAGAUGUGCUCAGGAGUCAGGAUGGCUUACAAGAUAAGGAUGAUAGGGCGGUUUUAUGAUUUGGUCCCUUACUUUUUUUCAAGGCAUCGCACCAUCAUGAAUAUUUUUGACAAAACCCCUCAUGUUCAUAAAGACGCAUUUGUUGCUCCAAGUGCAUCCCUUAUUGGUGAUGUUCAAGUUGGGCCAGGAGCUUCCAUUUGGUAUGGGUGUGUCUUAAGAGGGGAUGCAAACAACAUACAAAUUGGAUCUGGGACCAAUAUACAAGACAAUUCUCUUGUGCAUGUGGCUAAAUCUAAUCUAAGUGGGAAAGUCUUUCCAACAAUCAUUGGCAAUAACGUCACAGUAGGUCAUAGUGCUGUGUUACAAGGAUGCACGGUUGAGGAUGAGGCUUUUGUUGGCAUGGGGGCAACCCUAUUAGAUGGUGUUGUUGUUGAAAAGCACGGGAUGGUAGCUGCUGGAGCCCUCGUACGGCAGAAUACUAGGAUCCCUUGUGGAGAGGUAUGGGGAGGGAACCCCGCCAAAUUUCUGAGGAAGCUCACAGAUGACGAGAUCGCUUUUAUUGCGGAAUCAGCUGCCAACUAUUCCAGUCUGUCCAAGGCACAUGCUGAUGAGAAUGCCAAGCCUCUUGAAAAGAUUGAGUUUGAGAAGGUGUUGCGCAAGAAGUUUGCUCACCAGGAUGAGUACGAUUCCUCGAUUGGCGUCACUCGAGAGGCCCCACCGGAGCUGACAUCCCCAAAUCCAGCCCAAUAA